Doryrhamphus excisus (bluestripe pipefish) is the source of this 1694-nucleotide messenger RNA. RefSeq names its product suppressor of cytokine signaling 1-like. Gene Ontology annotation, cellular component: phosphatidylinositol 3-kinase complex. Lineage: Eukaryota; Metazoa; Chordata; Actinopteri; Syngnathiformes; Syngnathidae. Gene Ontology annotation, molecular function: 1-phosphatidylinositol-3-kinase regulator activity. Gene Ontology annotation, biological process: phosphatidylinositol phosphate biosynthetic process. The record is from RefSeq and is a predicted model, not a curated record.
CAAACGAAAGCGAAAUCUGCGGCGCACCUGUAAGUCACGUGAUUUAACAGAAUCGCUCGGCUUUGGAAAAUGGUUUCAAUUCAUGAAGGUCGACGCUAGAGGCCGCUGUGCCUGUGUUUGACGUGUGUGGAGUCUCCAGACCGAACGUAACCGUGAUGUUUAACCCCUCCUCCGAAUGAAAUCUUAAAAUGAAAGUAAAACAUAUUUCCAGAGGGGUCGAGCUGCAGAUCAGAAUAACAUUCAGCUGGAAGUUUCCUCCUCGUUUGAUCAGAGACCAGUGAUGACACUUAUGAUGAAGACUAGAAGCAGCAUGGACCCACUAAGUGGGCAAAGUACCUGAAGGCGUUGGCCACAGACUUGCUGCCUGUGGUUAACAGAAGAGAAAAUAGUAAAACAUGUGGCGGUCCAUUGGAGGAUUCUUUUUUAUAGGAUGGUUAGAGAUAACCUGGUUAGGAAAGUAGCACAGAAUGCAAACCAGAACCAGAAUAAUGCUCCCGAUGAAGCUGCAAGAUCUCAACAGGUCCACAAUGCAGAGAGUGAGAAACCAAAGCAGCAGACAGAGGCGGAUGUGCGCCACUGGAACAAGCUCCACUAUCUACACCUCUCAGACGAGGAACUUGAAACCUGGUGUCAGACUGGAGCGGACGCCACCAGCUUGCCAUCUCAUUUGCGACCAUUCCGUAGCCUGGACGAGUACAAACUGGUGAAACACACUCACCGUCAGCUUCGUCAUAGUUCUUACUACUGGGGACCAAUGACCAUGGCGGAAGCGCACAAAACGCUCUCAUAUUCGUCACCAGGCACCUUCCUCAUCAGAGACAGCGGCCAGCCGGAUGUCUUCUUCACUCUGAGCUACCAAAGCAACGAUGGGCCGAUAAGCAUCCGUGUGAUGCUCAACAAGCUGCUCUUCUCUCUGUAUGGAAGCCAAAAGACUUUCCCCUCCCUUUUCGCUCUGCUGGCGCAUUACAGCAGCUCAUCCUGUAAGUUGACUGUGCCGUACCGCAUGGAGAGGCCUGAGCGCCUCAAGCAGCUCUGCAGGAGAGCAUUGGUGAACACGUAUGGAGCAGAGAACAUAAGGACCUUACCUGGACUCAGCUGUGAGGUGAAAGACUACAUUCAGGCCUAUCCUCACUCUCUAUAGUGUGUGCAUGUAUGCGUUCAUAUACAACCUGUUCAACACAGAUUGAGCGUUUUAAAUGCUAAGCAUUUGUGUUCAAUAUUUGCGCUCAUGUUUGUUGUGAUAACAUGAUGCGUGGAUAAUGUGUACAGUUUUAAGUAUGCUUAAAAAAAGGAAAGGGCAGCAGUCAUUGUCUCCACUAGGGGGCAGAAAAACAUCAUACAAUGAAAGUACUACAUUUACUUUUAGUGUGUGUAUGUGUGGCCUGCGAUUGGCUGGUGAGCAGUCCAGGGUGUACCCCGCCUCCCGCCCGAAGUAAGCUGGAAUAGGCUCCAGCAUACCCCCGCGACUGAGGAUAAAUAGUGAGGAUAAACAGCAUAAAAAAUGGAUGGAUGGAUGGAUCCCAUAAUGACAGUACAUUGAACAGCAAAAUCUAGUAGAAGUAGAACUCAUCUGUCAGGAUUAUUGGUGUAAAUUACUGUCAAUGUCAUUGACAGAACUUAGUUCUAGGUACAGAGAAGCCACUACCAUAAAAUUACUGAAAUGUUUAUUCUUUUAUGCUCAGAUGUUACCUUUU